Messenger RNA from Uncinocarpus reesii 1704, 321 nucleotides. RefSeq lists its product as uncharacterized. The transcript is spliced from 2 exons. NCBI's taxonomy places the organism in Eukaryota, Fungi, Ascomycota, Eurotiomycetes, Onygenales, Onygenaceae. The record is from RefSeq and is a predicted model, not a curated record. The coding region runs from base 1 to 321 and encodes 106 amino acids.
AUGGUGUUGCCUAAGGCCAUGCAGGACUUUCCGAUGAAUACUUCACAGCAUAACACUAUCAAGGGAGAUGAUGCUGGCCGAAUUUCUGAGAGCGAUGAGGGUGAAGAGGCUCGGGCAUGGUGGACAAAUGGAGGAGUGCCGUCAGUGAGCUCGUUCAGUCACAGCGAUCGCAUCGUGAAGGGCGAGAAAGAUGGACGCACGUGCAAAGAGGGGAAAGGUUUCCAGAAGAUGAAAGCAGAACACGAGAACUGGUGUAUUUACUUCCAUUGGUUUGACAGUGUUCAGGCACUCAGGGUUUCAGUGGCAAAGCUGGAGCAUUGA